AUGAUGUGGUUCUUGAGCUGGUACAUGCAGAUCAAACCGGCUUCAUGCCAGUUGGCUGAUGGGGGGAUGGAUGGUGCGAUUGUGGCGUCCCUGGAUGCGGCACGUGCUUUUGACUCUGUAGAGUGGCUGUACCUAUGGGAGGUUUUGGCGCGGUUCGGGAUUGGCCCCAAGUUUCUAGCAUGGAUUAAAUUGUUGUAUUCCUGUCCUGCAGCUAGGAUUAAGGUUAAUGGGUUCAUCACGGACUCUUUCUUGCUGGAGAGAGGAACCAGGCAGGGGUGCCCGUUGUCCCCUCUGUUAUUUGCGCUUGCCGUAGAGCCCCUGGCGUGUGCUGUUCGAGCAACCCCUGCAAAAGGAUUUCAGGUGGCCAGGCAGGUGGAAAAAAUCGGCCUUUAUGCGGACGAUAUGAUUUUAUAUUUACCAGAUACGUCGGGCUCCCUGCCUGCCCUUCUUGCCCUCGUGGAAUACUUUGGCUUCUACUCUGGUGUGCACAUUGACUGGGAUAAGUCCGUGGUGUUCCCUUUGCUUUCUUCUACUAUACAACCCCCGGACUAUGAUCUCCCUCUGCGGUGGUGUACACAGUUUAAAUAUCUGGGUAUUCAGGUGUCUCAUUCCUCUGUUGACUUUGUCAAUUUAAAUCUGUCCCCCCUGAUUCUUAAUCUACGUGCCAAGAUUGGCAUAUGGCAGAAGCUUCCCUUAUCAGUGACGGGCCGUCCGGACCAGAAUUACGUGGUGUGGGGCAUCCCCUUCUCUACACGCAAGAAGGAUCUGCCUCUGCCUAGGAAAAGCAGCGGUUGCAGAAGCAGCAACAGGAAGAGCUUGAUCCUCACAAGCAGUAGUUCUCCCACCCUUCCCCGGCCGCACUCACCUCUUCCGGGGCACCUAGGGGGAAGCCCUAUGGAUAGUCCUCGGAAUUUUUCUCCUAGUGCCGCUGCUCAUUUCUCAUUUGCAUCAUCACGCAGCAGGACAGAUGGCCGCCGCUGGUCUCUUGCCUCCCUUCCAUCAUCCGGAUAUGGGACAAAUACCCCAAGCUCCACUGUGUCGUCCUCCUCGUCUUCUCAGGAACGUCUGCACCAGCUCCCCUUCCAGCCCACCUUGGACGAGCUUCACUUCCUCUCCAAGCACUUUGGCAGCACGGAGAGCAUCCCUGAUGAUGAUGGUCGAAGAUCACCGGCGGUUAGACCACGCUCUCGAAGUUUAAGCCCCGGGCGAUCUCCCUCGUCUUAUGACAAUGAAAUAGUUAUGAUGAACCAUGUCUAUAAAGAGAGAUUCCCAAAGGCCACAGCACAGAUGGAGGACAGGCUCCGGUUGUUCAUCUCCAACUUCUCUCCAGAAAAUGUCUUGCCUCUAGCCGAUGGCGUCCUGAACUUCAUCCACCACCAGAUUGUGGAGCUAGCCAGAGACUGCCUGACGCGGAGCACCGAGGGCAUGAUCACCAGCACCUACUUUUAUCAACUUCAGGAUAACCUGGACAAGCUACUGUUAGAUGCAGUGGAACGGUCGGAUGGGUCGGAGGUGGCCUUCAUCGCCCAGCUGAUGAAAAACCUGCUCAUUAUCAUCUCCCGGCCGGCCCGUUUGCUGGAGUGCUUGGAAUUUAACCCUGAAGAGUUCUAUCACUUGUUGGAGGUGGCUGAGGACCAGGUGAAGGAAGGGAACCUGAAGACGGAUAUACCUCAGUAUAUCCUGAGACAGCUGGGGCUUACCAGAGACCCUUUCCCAGAGGUGGCAGCUGCUGAGGAGCCAAUCCCUGUGGAGACACACACACCAGAGAGUGAUGACACUGGAGAGAGUAAAGGAGGAGCUGCCUCUAAGCCCAUAAGACCCCCUGAGGAAAGUGACUUUGAGAACAUUAAGCUGAUCAGCAAUGGCGCCUAUGGAGCAGUGUACCUGGUGCGCCACCGUGAAACCCGCCAGCGCUUUGCCAUGAAGAAGAUCAACAAACAGAACUUGCUGCUGAGAAACCAGGUCCACCAGGCCUUCAUAGAGCGGGACAUCCUGACUUUUGCACAGAAUCCAUUUGUGGUCAGCAUGUUCUGCUCCUUCCAGACGCGCAGACACCUGUGCAUGGUGAUGGAGUACGUGGAAGGGGGAGACUGUGCCACUCUUCUAAAGCACAUUGGUGCUCUCCCCCUGGAGAUGGCACGGUUAUAUUUUGCUGAGACGGUCCUAGCUCUGGAGUACCUGCAUAACUAUGGGAUUGUGCACCGUGACCUGAAACCGGACAAUCUACUAAUUACUUCAAUGGGUCACGUCAAGCUGACUGAUUUUGGCCUGUCCAAAAUGGGGCUUAUGAAUCUUACCACUAAUUUAUACGAAGGGCACAUCGAAAGUGAGGCCAGAGAGUUCCUGGAUAAACAGGUGUGUGGAACCCCCGAGUAUAUCGCUCCAGAGGUCAUCCUGCGGCAGGGGUACGGAAAGCCGGUGGACUGGUGGGCAAUGGGCAUUAUCUUGUACGAGUUCCUGGUGGGCUGUGUCCCAUUCUUUGGGGACACCCCGGAAGAGCUGUUUGGUCAGGUGAUCAGUGAUGACAUUGUCUGGCCUGAGGGUGAGGAAGCACUACCAGCAGAUGCCCAGUAUCUCAUCUCCAGCCUCCUGCAGACAGACCCCUUACUCCGACUGGGGACAGGGGGCGCUAUUGAGGUGAAAGCUCACAAUUUUUUCACAGAUUUGGACUGGAAUGGGUUACUUAGACAGAAGGCGGAAUUCAUCCCACAUCUGGAGGCUGAGGAUGAUACCAGCUACUUUGACACUCGGUCGGAUCGCUAUCAGCAUAUUAACUCCUAUGAGGAGGAUGACACAAAUGAUGAGGACUCUGUGGAAAUUAGGCAGUUUUCUUCCUGUACCCAAAGGUUUAGUAAAGUCUACAGCAGCAUGGAACAACUGUCCCAGCUGGAGCAGAAGCCCCUCGCCCCUUCCCUAGACACCAACAAACAAGACAGAGCGGAGAGAACAAGCAAGAGAGAGACCCUUAGUGGGGUCACCCUGAGAGACCGCUGCUGGAGGACCGUGUCUCCUGAAAUGAAGCAUUUCUCUGACCAGGUGGAUGCAGACUCCAGCCCGCCGCUAGCUGCAAGGCGCCGUUUCUCUGCGCUGGUGGAUACCGCUCGUUUUGUUGCCCCACUAGAAGGUGAAUUGGAAGGCAGGGUGAGAAGCAGCAGUGGGUCCCAUUACGGCCAAAGCAAAAUCCCCUUGGGGGAGCUAGAACCAGUGGAGAAGUCUUCAGAGUCUCAGCUGCCGCAGGACACAGACUCCGCCCCCCGCGCCACCAAUGACCUUGUGUUGCGCAGAGCACGUCACCAGCACCUCUCUGGAGACAGCGACCGGCGGAGGACCGGAGGAAAGGUCAUCAAGUCAGCCUCCACCACUGCGCUCUCUGUCAUGAUUCCUACAGUUGAACAGCACAGUAGCUCACCUCUGGUCAGUCCAAUGUCUCCUCGCUCUCUCUCUUCCAACCCCUCCUCCCGCGACUCUUCGCCCAGCCGCGAUUACACCCCGGCAGUCAGCAGCCUCCGCUCCCCCAUCUCCAUCCAACGAUCAGGGAAGAAGUAUGGGUUCACCUUGAGAGCCAUUCGGGUGUACAUGGGGGAGAGUGAUGUCUACAGCGUGCAGCACAUUGUUUGGCAUGUGGAGGACGGGGGUCCCGCACAUGAGGCAGGGCUGUGUGCCGGAGACCUCAUUACUCAUGUAAAUGGGGAACCUGUGCAUGGCCUGGUACACACCGAGGUGGUUGAGCUGAUUCUGAAGAGUGGCAACAAGGUUCUAGUGACCACAACACCUUUUGAGAACACAUCAAUCAGAACCGGACCUGCCAGGAGAAGCAGCUACAGGUCUAGGAUGGCCAGAAGAAGCAAGAGGAGCAUGGGAAGAGAAGGGCAGGAGAGUAAGAAGCGCAAUUCUCUCUUCCGUAAGAUCACCAAGCAGUCCAAUCUCCUGCACACCAGCCGGUCGCUCUCCUCUCUCAGCCGCUCUCUCUCCUCUAGCGACAGUCUGCCUGGAUCGCCCACUCACAGCCUCUCUGCCCGCUCUCCAACCCACAGCUAUCGCUCCAUGGAUUCUGCCUAUCUAGGUGCCUCUUCACAAGGCAGUUCCCCCUCCUCCAGCACUCCUAAUUCCCCUGCCCCCCCUCCUCCAUCUUCCUCCACAUCUUGUGCUUCCACAUCUUCCUCCUCUUCCUCUCAAGCACCACCCUCCCCCCACAUUCGUCCCAGCACACUUCAUGGCCUAUCCCCCAAACUGCACCGCCAGUACCGCUCUGCUCGUUGUAAGUCUGCGGGUAACAUGCCACUCUCUCCCCUAGCUCACACUCCAUCCCCCACUGCAGCCGCCUCUCCUCCUCUGAUUCCUGGCCAUAGCGUAGGGAGCAGCCUGACCACACAGAGCUUCCCUCCUAAGCUUCAUCCUUCCCCUCCUGUUUCCCGUCCUCGUCCGAAGAGCGCAGAACCUCCACGCUCCCCUCUACUGAAGAGGGUACAGUCCGCAGAAAAGUUGGGUGGAGGUGGAAGUGGGGGAGCACCCAGAAAACAGGAGCCAGGAGGUGGCGGUGGAGCUCUAGAUGGAGAGGUGGGAGACACGCUGGGAAGUAGAACCCAAGCAGUCAGGAGAGUUGGUAGACAGGAAUCCCCUCGGAGUUUGUGUGGAGGAGAUCUUCUAGCGGAUAGUUUAGAGAGACUGGAGAGUGACAUGGCAGCGGGCGUAUCACAGCAGUCAGAGCUACACAAAAGUGCCGAGGGAAAAGUCCAAGUGGUAGUCAAAAUAGGUACAGUAGUGCGAAGUCCUGCCACAUUUACAUCCCAGGAUCCUCCAUCUACUUCAACCACUGCUCUCCCAACACAAGUGGAACCUUCCCAUGCUAUGGUGGGUAGGUGCCAGGUGAAGACGCUCAGUCCUGUACAGGAACACGAAGGAAGAAGAGGCGAAGGGGAAGAAGGUGUGGGCGAGGGUGAAGGCAAAAAAGAAGGAAAGGGAGAGGAGGACGAAGAAGAGAAUGGGACCAUGAGAGAGCGCUGGUAUUUAGAAGUAGUCGAAGAGUUGACUACAGUGGGUAAAAGCUCACCCCAUGGGACUAUUAAAAGUGCCCCUUCUCACCUCACAGACUCCCACCACUCUCAAGUAUGUUCACAGUCUAUUAGGCAUCGGGGUGUAGAGGCUGACCACAUGAAGGGUACAGCCACUGGCCUCCAACAUCUACAGUCAGAGGCUGCUUCUAUGAGGACAACCGCCUCUAAAACUCCCAAGAGUUCUUAUCAGCAAGCUGAUGUGAAGCAAACACACGCCGACACUACAAAAUGUGACCCGUCCUACAGUAUUAAGGAUGAAAAGGCCAUCACUGAUAUCCAGAAAUGUCCUUCUCUUUCCCGACCCAACGCCAAGCACCCCGAGACCUUCCAAUCUGCUUCUUCUCAUCCGAUUAGAUUAAGUGAUGAUAUGAAGGAUUCUACCUCUAGCUCAAAUGGUGUAAAGCCAGAACAGGCACAGGCCACUAAUUUACCUCUCAGUAGGAGCAGUGACAUGAAAGCUGAGCCCACAAAGUCCUCUGUUUCCUCCGUCCUCACCGCAGAAAAUGUGAAAGGAAAUGUUGUUCCCGCUGACAAUUCUCAAGUACUGCUACCUGGUCUACCGGCGGUUCCUCCGAUCAAUACACAUGUAAAGAAAGCUGAAAGUGAACCAAUAAAAGUGACUACCCCUGUGGCAAAUUUGAUCACAAUUUCUGGGGCAGAAAUGGAUAAGACUAAGGCCACCAAUAAUAAUAAAGUGAGUAAAGCAGAAGGAGACAAAGUGAUGGUGACUCAGGCCACCAAACCUAGCGUAACUGGAGCUGAAAGAAGCCACACAGCUAUAAGUAAUACCACAACAGUCAUAGGCAAGCAAAACGGCCCCGAGAGUGACAAGACAAAGGUGUUGACCCCCACACCCGUGACCAAUAGUAGAGUAGUUUGCACAGAUGCUGGACAGGCAAAGGCCCCCAGUACCUUCCCCAUUAUCGAUAGGCUUUUUGGAACAGAAAAUGAGAAGCAGAGGUUGACCACCGGUGCACCAAAUGCCCACAGAGCCAGUGAAGAAAUACGUAAUGAGGUAAAGGUGACCACCGGUCCGCCAGACAGUAUCAGAAGAGUACAGGGCGAUCGGUCUACAAUAAGCACCAUCUCUCCAAGUUGUGAUAAAGAACAUACGGUUAACGGAAACCAGGUAAAAGUCCCUUUUUUUCCAUCAUUUAAUAAACCCAUAACUGGGGCAGAUGGCGACCGGACAAGUUUGGGCAAAACUGUUCCUAGAAGCGAUGACGUUGACAGCAAUAAAGUGUUCGCAAUUCCCCCGACCGCCGCUAAGGUCACAGACACAGAAAAGCCUAAGGAGUCGCCUGUGUCUGUUAGGGUCAGCGGGAUCCAGAGUGACGCCCAGGGCUGUGCGCCUGUGAAAUCGCCUAGUCCUCAGACAGUCACCGCAGUCGCCCCUAGGCACCCCUCCUAAGGAAAGAGACUUCUUGUCUACGUCAGGACGAGCGAGAGAAUUACAAUGUUGAUGAUGUUAUGGUUUUAACCCUCUAAAGUCAGAUGGGGCAAAAAAAUAGGGGCUAGUUGUAGUAGUUGCCCCCACCCCCCACCCCCACAAUGGAUUCUCGAAAUGAGCCUUAUUGCCCCCUGCAGUCUCUUAAAAGAAGUAGGGCUGCGCAGGCGAGUGUAUGUAUGUAUGUGUGUGUCUGUGUGUGUGUGUGUCUGUGUACCUGUGUGUUUGUGCUGUGCCUUAUUUGUUAAUUAGUUGGGAAAAGUUACCGCACACACACACAUUUAGCGCUAGAAACUAAAGAGAUAAUGGAGUGACAUUCAGCGGGUCUGACCAAGGAGGUUGAGCUAGGGAGCGACACUUUAAAAAGGGCCCCGUCAGCUGCACAUAGUGGGCUGCACAAAUGAUAAACUUACAAGGAGUCGGUGACACCACCGAGGCAUGAGGCACAAAGCGGCUCGUGCCUCACAGGUGCCACAUGAGUUCAUCAUGAACUGAAUAUUGCUCUGAAAAUGUCUGUCCCCGCUGUGUGUAGGUGACGGGUCCACAAUUACUGAAGGAAGGGGAGGGGGUACAAACACAGUCAUGAUCUGCAGGUUGCUAACACCCACCCCCUGCAUGACAUCACUGCCAUCACCAUUACCCUUUCCUGAGACCUCAUCCUGUGCUCCAGAACCUCCCAACCUCUGACAUCCUUGCCCAGCCUAUGAUGUCAUAAGCCUGUGCCACGUCUGGUGAUGUCCUGCCAAUGCCUUGUCUUACCUACAUAUAGAAACAUACAUCUAUACAUAUGGAAUAUAUUUAUCUGGACGCACUAUAUAUAUAUAUAGAUCUAUAUAAAUAUAUAAAUAUAUUGUCUCUGGGGCUCCACUAUUUCUAUGCAAGAAGAUUUAUGGUAAAUGUAACCCUGCCAGUUGCCAGCUGGCCGCUCUGGUUCCCUGCCGGUACUGCAGAGGUUAACUUGUGAACUAUUGUAAUUUUUUUUCCUUCAUUUGUUUACUUUUGUGUAUUUUUUUAAUCAAUAAAGCUGUGCCCCUCUACCCUU
Pseudophryne corroboree (corroboree frog) is the source of this 7543-nucleotide messenger RNA. It is a transcript of the gene MAST1, whose product is annotated as microtubule associated serine/threonine kinase 1. Gene Ontology annotation, molecular function: magnesium ion binding; protein binding; ATP binding. Gene Ontology annotation, biological process: cytoskeleton organization; peptidyl-serine phosphorylation; intracellular signal transduction. The transcript is spliced from 29 exons. Bases 1 to 6465 code for a protein of 2154 amino acids. The record is from RefSeq and is a predicted model, not a curated record. Lineage: Eukaryota; Metazoa; Chordata; Amphibia; Anura; Myobatrachidae.